GAAUGGAUGCAGGCACAGCUGUAGCCAGCUCUGAGAAGCCAGAGAGUUCAGUUGCUGUCUCUGUACCCCUCGCACCGGCUGCCAUGGCCAAGGAGGAGAAAGCCCGGGUCACAUCAGGGGACAAACUCACGAUGAAGCACCUUGAACCUGCUUUCACCAAGGUUCCACCACAGACUCAUCUGGAUCAGAAGCUCUCUGUAUGUAGCAAACUCUGUUUCGCCAUCGGAGGAGCACCGAAUCAGGUCGCCGGGAGCGCAACAGCAUUCUUCCUUCAAAUAUAUCUACUUGACAUUGCACAGAUUAACCCAUUCCAGGCCUCCAUGGUGUUGUUCGUCAGCAAGGCUUGGGGGGCAGUUACUGACCCCAUUGUGGGAUUCUUCAUUACUAAAAGCAAAUGGACAAAGAUUGGGCGACUAAUGCCAUGGUGUUUCCAUGUGCCUUAUUCCGCCCUGACCAUGUUCUUGAGCACCGACCAGCGGGAGAGAGACUCUGCUACAGCUUACCGUAUGACGGUGGAGGUGCUCGGGACGCUGGUGGGUGCCGCCAUUCAGGGUCAGAUCGUAGCGAGCGCACACACUCUGAAGCACUGUCCGCAUCGAAACCUGACCACUGGUCACCUGGGAAACAGCAGUGGCACAGAGAUCAUCAGAUCCUUGGCGCUGUCACAGGACUUCCUGUCUCAUGCUAAGGAAGUGUACAUGAUAGCUGCCGGAGUGAUCGGUGGGCUGUUUCUGGUUUGUACGGUGGUCAUGUUCCUGGGAGUCAAAGAGAGCGAUGAUCCCUAUGCUCCUAAAACGGACAAGGCCAUUCCUUUCCAUAAGGGCUUUAUUUUGGUCAUGAAGCAUGGGUCCUACCUGAGUCUGACUGCGGCUUUCCUGUUCAUAUCCGUGGCCAUCCAGUUGAUACAAAGUAACUUUGUGCUGUUCUGCACAUAUGCGGUGGAGCUGCGAGAACACUUUCAGAACAUUGUUUUGACAAUUCUGAUGUCGGCCGCAGUGAGUAUCCCAUUCUGGCAGUGGUUCCUUGAGAAGUUCGGGAAGAAAACAGCAGCUUUCUGCGGCAUUACAUGGAUCAUGCCGUUCACGGUGAUGCUGGUGUUCAUCCCUAAUCUGAUAGUGGCAUAUGUCGUGGCCGUAUCAUCUGGGUUUAGUGUGGCCGCUUCUCUCUUGUUACCAUGGUCAAUGUUACCAGAUGUAGUGGAUGACUUCAGACUGGCAAACCGCAACUCAAAAGGACACGAGGCGAUCUUCUACUCCCUAUAUGCUUUCUUCACUAAGUUUGCUGCAGGCAUUUCUCUCGGAGUGUCGACGCUCUGUCUCCAGUUUGCUGGUUAUGACACAGGCGCGUGCAGACAGCCCCCUCCAGUGGUCUAUACGCUCAAACUGCUCAUCGGUGCCGCCCCGGUGGCCUGUAUCACCACAGGCCUCAUGAUCCUGGUGCUGUACCCGAUCAGUGAGGACGUCAGAUUACGAAACAAACUCGCCCUGGAGGAGCUCAGAAGCCAGAGUAUUACCUGUAAAUCUCUCAGAGCUGAGCUGAGCAGCGCGUGACGUCCUCAAACAGCCGAUCCUUAUAUUCUAGCCCAGCGCUGGGAUGAGUCGUGUUAGUGUAUAUUACACUGUGCGACAUAUAUAAUGUUUUACUGUAAACAUUUCAGUUUGUUUC
Sinocyclocheilus anshuiensis is the source of this 1665-nucleotide messenger RNA. Its product is annotated as major facilitator superfamily domain-containing protein 2B-like. Gene Ontology annotation, cellular component: plasma membrane. The coding region runs from base 3 to 1550 and encodes 515 amino acids. Lineage: Eukaryota; Metazoa; Chordata; Actinopteri; Cypriniformes; Cyprinidae. Gene Ontology annotation, molecular function: symporter activity; sphingolipid intramembrane carrier activity. The transcript is spliced from 13 exons. The record is from RefSeq and is a predicted model, not a curated record. Gene Ontology annotation, biological process: lipid transport; carbohydrate transport.